AUGCUCGACAAAUUGUGCCAGCAUGCGAGCAGACUGCAGCCCGAUACGUUGCCAGAUAUUGCAGAGCUAGCAGUGGCGUACGUAAAAGACAUUCCGCAUGGCCAUCGCCACCCAGACAAGGCGUACAAGCUACAAUGCCAGGUGCUCAAUCGCGCUCUACAGGCCGUAUCAGUCGCAUCGAAAAAGUCUCCAUAUCAGUGUAGCUCUUACAACUGGACGGCUGUGACUAAGCUUCUGUCGCUAUCUUCCAGCUCGGAUAGAACCCUGGUCAUUGAGGAAGAGAGCUAUCGGGCAAUUCGGCAAGUGUUGCUUGCAUCGCCAAAAACCGCGUCAGAACGGGACACGGCCAGCACUCUUGCCAGUCAUUGGCCCCCGCAUCGGAUUAUGCGGGACGGCAUGGAAGAGAAAGUUGGUCCCGAAGUCUACCAAAGCCGAGUUGUCAAGGCUGGUGUAAUGAUGCAAGAGGGUGGAUAUAGUAAGAAGGAGUUCGAUUUGAUCACGGAUAUCCUGGGUGGCAUGGCCCCUGAUGGCACACCAACGGUCCAGACGAGGGCGAAUUACCCACGCCACCUUCGUGUCGAGCAAGGUACAUGGGCAGCUCUGAUCCGGACGACUCGAAAUGCACAAGAAGCUUGGGCACUGUUCAAACAUCCCCCAGAACCAGGGAUGAAGCCAACGUUUGAGGUGUACAGAGAGUUGAUAGCUAAGCUCUCUGCGAAGCCAGCAAAGGCUGGACAUCACAAUCUCCCCGGAGAUGGGAGGGAGGUUUUCCCUUAUAACGAUGAGAACCUAAGUGACUUUGAGCGGGCGCGGACCAACGCACCUAGUAUCCGCAAAGUGGUGGAAGAGAUGUGUACCGCAGGUAUUCCCAUCCGAGGACGCUUUUUGGCCGGACUCAUCAAGCAGUCACCCAGCCUCGACAUUGCUUUGCAUCACGUCGAUUGCAGCAGCUUGGAUGAAGGACUCAAAAGCAGUCUCAGACAGAGCCUCAAAGACUACCAGGGCCUUAAGGGGAAUGCGCUGGCACAACCGCCUCACGACAUACUGCACGCAUUCAUCGACCUGCUUUGUCGCCUACAGCCGAAUCGAACAAUAAAUACACGUUCGCGCAUCUCUAGCAAGAGCAUGUAUAGUAUCCACUACGCAUUCCGACUUGCGCAAAUGGGAUGGGUAUCAGCUGACGCCUCUGGUCGAACCCCAUGGGAUACGAUCAUGUUCAAUCUAGGCAGAUCAAACAUCAUGGUCAGCAACAGCAUGCCCCGGGAGAACAACAUCGAAGUGGUGCAUCUGGCAUUCAAAGCCCUAGAAAAGGCCGAAGGACAUACCGGUCUCAGCCUAAACAUGAUAACUGCGUUUGCCAGUGUACUACGGAAGGCGGUUCAGCCCCGGCUUGCCGCUUUGCUUGCCAAAGCUUCGACUGAAUCGUCAGUUCGUUGUGGAGAAAAAAAACUCGAGGAGCCAAGGACGAGAGACCCGCUCGAAGACGGCGCGUCUGCUUCAGCAACUCUUGACGAAGACCAGGAAUUUUUGUCGCUUUAUGAGGCGCAGACCACCGAAAUGAGGAUUCCUGAGGGCCGCAUCUUUCGACUUGCCGGCUCCACCGACUCUACCAAGGCAGACUCCAGCAAGCUAUCAUGGCGCCAGCUUCUUGCCCCUAUCUUCCAACGAGAAGAGCUGGGCCACGGCCAGACACCUAUCGAGACAGUCCGAAAAGCGUCGAGUCAACUUAAGGCCGCCUGGAGAGCACUUGCUACUCUGGGCCCGGCACGCGACCCUGAAGUGAACAAGCUCGUAACUGCAGCGACAAUCAACACAUAUAUGCGCACACUUGCGUUCCUCGGCGACUGCGAGGAAAUGGCGCUGCUGAUGUGGUGGGUCAUCCGAGAGUGGACUCCCCAGGCCGGCGGUGACCUUUCACUGGCGCACGCGAGGUACCUUAUGAGAGCAUUCCGUGCGUUUCGGGCCUAUGCGGAACCCUUGCUCGACAAGGAGACGGUGAUGGCUUUACGCGAGGAGGUCACGGCACAAAGCGGUAGCAGUAACGGCGGAGCGCUGCACUGGCCGUCCGAUGAAGAGGUGGAGGAGUACAUAUACGAGGAUGAAUGGGGCAAUCAUCAGAAUCUGCACGAGGUCAUUAAGCUCGGCCCGGCCUUGAGGCAAGACCUGCCAGGUGCGGAGAAGGGGCUACGGGAAACCGAGGCGUCUGACGAGAAGUGCCGGAUGGUGAUGGACUGUUAA
Molecule: messenger RNA, 2238 nt
Organism: Colletotrichum orchidophilum
Lineage: Eukaryota; Fungi; Ascomycota; Sordariomycetes; Glomerellales; Glomerellaceae
Exons: 1
Coding region: 1-2238 (745 amino acids)
Source: RefSeq, a predicted model, not a curated record